Desarmillaria tabescens is the source of this 6166-nucleotide messenger RNA. RefSeq names its product adenylate cyclase. Gene Ontology annotation, biological process: cyclic nucleotide biosynthetic process; intracellular signal transduction. The record is from RefSeq and is a predicted model, not a curated record. Gene Ontology annotation, molecular function: protein binding. The coding region runs from base 209 to 5761 and encodes 1850 amino acids. NCBI's taxonomy places the organism in Eukaryota, Fungi, Basidiomycota, Agaricomycetes, Agaricales, Physalacriaceae. The transcript has 5 exons.
GUACCAUCUUGGUCCUUUCUGUUGCUGCGUCUCCGGCAUUUGAGGGCUAUUUACACCGCGAAACUGUCGGAUCGUGCUACAGAUGCGGGGGUAGCCUGACGACUGCUCAGGAACUGGUUACCUUGUCUUGCCAUUUUACCCUCAGCCUUUAUUCUCUUUCAAGGCCUAUUUCGGAUUCCGCUAUUGAUAAUUUUGUGGAUCGGCGGCAAUGUCCUCAACGACGGAAGUGUCUCUGCGUAUCAUUGACGUUGUCGACGACAGAGGGCAAUCCACUAUGAUGCCGGAUAGCAAUCUACCACCGACUAGGAACGUCGACAUUGCACCUUGGGAGGAGCCGCCUUCGCCGCCUGCAAAGCGGACCUUCGGAUUUUCGCACAAAUCUUCGUUUUCUUCCUUUCGGCAGGGGAGUAUUGGAAGCAUAUCGAAUCGCGUCAGUCGUCCAUCUGAAUCCCACAGCUUGCUCAGUAUACCAGACAGUGCCAGCACUAGCGCGAGCAUGCUCGACACCUCCCUCUUCACCCAGGCCCCUCAGCUUCGCAAAUCCAAGUCGUCAGUUUUUCGAAAUCUUAUUCGUCCGCAGCGGUCUAGGGGGGCUCUACGCUCAAGCUCAGAUGAAGCCGAACAUCCGUCCCUUCUUCCCCCGCCCGUCCCCAGUCCCCAGUCCUACUUCCUUACCACCGGUUCUUCUCCUCCCUCGCCCUCACCUAAACACGGUUUGAAGAAGAAGAGAAGGAAAAGGGACGUGCAGGAGACGUUGGAGGUUCCACCCACGCCACCACCAAAGGACGAUGAAUUGCGGUUGGACACCAACCUCGAGGAUCUCGAGGGCAUCGUCGAUCCUGCUUUAUGGGCCAAGAGCGACUCUCCAAAUUCUCCCAGUAGCGGCGGACAUUUCAACUUCAAUCAUUCACGUACCCAUUCGUCCGAUCACAGUACUCUGAGCUCCCAUGCCGGUCUACCGCCACUGUCCCAUUCCGACUUUCACAAUCCUUUCACGCCUCAGAAUUCAUCAUAUCCUCCACGUACCUCCUCAAUAGCAACCGCCAGGCAAAUGAACGGCGGUUUCAUCGAUCGUAGAGUGUCGCCCAAGACCAUUACGCCGCGUGCGAUACCCCCGCCUGUUAUUACCAGACCUCUUUCUCCGAAAGAAGAGGUGGACGAUUCCAAGCCUUCAUGGGUCGCACCCGAGAGCUGGGCUGUCCAACCAGAAGGCGAAGAUCCCGAAGAAGGAUAUUCUAGUGAGGAUAAUAGUGCUCAGCCAAUGCCAGAAGAUACAAUGACUUCAAAAACCUCCAUCUCCAUGGCGUCUAUGACUAGUAGCAAUGGUUCUGUUCAGAGUCGGAAAAAUAUCGACGACAGUCUUCCCGCGAGUUUGAAUCCGCAUAGGAAUCAGAAUCGGAUCGCCAAACAGACAUCAAAUGGAAUUCCCAAGUCUUUAGUUCACCCUGAACCGCAUAAAAACUACACAAUCCGUAUUUAUCGCGCCAACAACACCUAUCAUGUCGUACAGGUCGGCUUUCAAGUCACGGUUGCUGCGUUGACGCCAAAGCUCAACGCGAAGCUAUUAUUGGGUGCAGACAGAGAGACACAUCGAUUGUAUCUAAAGGAGCGAGGCAGAGAGCGUAUUCUGGCUCAACAGGAGCGACCGGCUGAAAUCGUGCAAAGGCGGCUGUCACAAGCUGGUUACGACAUGUCAGACGGGGUGGAGUUGCUUGGAGGGGGUGAAGGGCUUUCUUUCCUAUUAAGAUUUGUGUACAAGAGUCAAGUCCUUGGUCCAGCUGAAAAGGAUAUCAAUUUCGACAACUAUGAGUAUGUCGAUCUCACAUCACGCGGUUUACGCGCUAUUCCGGUCGACUUGCAUAAACACGCCGAUUCCAUUGUCUCCCUAUAUCUAUCACGCAAUCCCAUGCUGGAGAUUCCCCUUGAUUUUAUUCAGGACUGCACUACCCUCCGCGAAUUGCGGCUGUCGCAUAUGGCUAUGAAGAAAGUGCCUCAUAGUGUCAAAUCCAGCGUCACUCUUCAUCGGCUCGAUUUAUCCUGCAAUCGCAUCACUGACCUCGAUGAUGCAUUCCUGGAUAAUAUACCCGAUCUUCAAUAUCUUUAUGUGCAGAACAACCGUAUAGAGAAGCUGCCGUGGUCCUUCCCUCGUCUCCGAAACCUCACUACCCUGAAUAUCUCGAACAACCAGUUCGCUACAUUACCUAAAGUUGUGUGCGAUUUAAGCAAUUUGAAGGAUUUGGACAUCUCCUUCAACUCUAUUUCGGAAAUUCCGGACGAGCUUGGGAACUUGCGAAACUUGGAACGACUGAUUAUUGUCGGGAACCAAGUCUCCAAAGUGCCUCAUGACUUCUCCAAACUCGUCAGUCUGAAGCAGUUUGAUUGCCGAAGGAAUCAGGUAGCGGAUUUAACGGUGAUAUGCAUGUUACCCCGCCUGGAACGACUAAGUGCAGAUCAUAACUCUGUGCACUCACUAGAAGUGGCACUCGGGCCCCACCUCACCUCACUUGACGCCUCUCAUAAUGCCAUAACACAGUUUUCAUUGAUACCGGGUCCCAUCGGACAAUCUCCCUAUGCCUUGACAUCCCUUGAUGUUUCGUAUGCGAAGCUCUCUGUGCUCGACGAAACUGUGCUCGGUCAACUAACAUCACUUCGCUCACUCAAUCUCGACCACAAUUCAUUCCGAUACAUCCCAAACUCAUUAGGCGAACUGCAAUGGCUCGAAAUCCUUUCCUGCGCCGACAACUCUCUCGACUCUCUGCCAGAUUCCAUCGGGCGUUUGCAAAAACUGGAAACGCUGGAUGCUCAUAACAAUAGUCUAACAGAACUUCCUGCUUCGAUUUGGCAGUGCGCAUCGCUGUUGAAGAUCAACAUGACGUCGAACCUGCUUAAUAUCUGGCAUUAUCCAGCAAGUAUGAGCGUUGGUGCGAGAAGUUCAUCUGGAGAUAUAUCCAUUGUAACGGAGAGGAAAACAUCCACGACGUCAUUAACACACUGCACCAUGCCACCGCUGGCAUAUUCAUUGGAAAAGCUGUAUUUGGGAGAGAAUCAGUUCACCGAUGAAGUUCUACUUCCCUUGACGAUAUUUAGGGAGCUCCGGGUCCUAAAUCUCUCGUUCAAUGAGAUUCAAGAUCUACCUGCGACAUUUUUCCGGUAUCUUACGAAGCUGGAGGAGCUGUACCUAAGCGGAAAUAAGCUGACGACUAUUCCGACGGAGGAUCUUCCGAAGCUGACGAAGCUUUCCGUAUUGUUCUUGAACGGAAACAAACUACAGACACUGCCUCAGGAACUGGGGAAGAUCAAGUCGUUAAUGACCUUGGAUGUGGGAAGCAAUAUUUUGCGCUACAACAUCAACAAUUGGGAGUUCGAUUGGAAUUGGAAUUUUAACAAGAAUCUGAAGUAUCUCAAUCUCUCCGGGAACAAGAGGUUGCAGAUCAAGGCUGAUUCCAGAAUUCUUGCGAACCAUCGUUACAGUCGCGAUUUGAAUUCUAUCAGUCGACAAUCUUUGGCUGGUUUUACGGACCUGACGCAGCUUCGCGUCCUAGGACUCAUGGAUGUCACCAUCACCACCACCGGGUCAAACGCCAGCGUUGAUAUUCCCGAUGAGAAUGACGACCGUCGAGUCCGAACGUCGCUUUCCACUGUUAUGGGUAUGGGCUAUGGCAUUGCAGAUACUCUGGGAAAGAAUGAGCAUCUCAAUAUGCUUGACCUCGUUCAUGAGUUUCCGGGUCGCCCAGGAGAGUCGGUAUUCGCAAUGUUCGGACGAGCGCAGCCUCCAAAGGCGCUUGUAAGUGGUGCAAGCUCUAAUCGGCUAGCGAAGUAUUUGCAUGAUAGAUUCAUCGAAGUCUUCAUGACCCAGCUGAGUUCAUUGAAUGCCCAGCAUAGUGAAGGAGUCCCGGAUGCCUUGCGUCGUACAUUUCUCAAGCUCAACCAAGACCUGCAUGACUCCCUUUUCUCUUCGAAUAGGAAGCUGUCUGGGAGUUCUAGCCCCGGCAGCGUUUCUCAUUCACAUGAUGCCUUUCUGACGCGGAGUGGUGCAUCCGGAGUUGUACUGUACUUUGUUGGGAAGACGAUGUAUGUUGCGAAUGCAGGUAAUGCGCUGGCAGUGGUUUCCAGGGGCGGCAACGCGCACUUGUUGUCGACGAAGCACGACCCAUAUGAUAGGGAAGAGACGAAGCGUAUACGAAAAGCUGAGGGCUGGAUAUCGCCUCCUGGACUGGUCAAUGACGAGAUUGACAUCUCGCGGUCAUUCGGUUUCUUCCAUCUUCUUCCUGUGGUCAAUGCCCGGCCUGAUGUACAUUCGUUGGAGCUGAACGACUUGGACGAGUUUGUCAUCAUCGGGAAUCGGGGUCUCUGGGAUUACGUGUCUUAUCAGACGGCCAUUGACAUUGCUCGACGAGAACGAGGCGAUCCUAUGAUUGCGGCGCAGAAGCUGCGUGAUUUUGCCAUUAGUUAUGGAGCAGAAGGUAGUACCAUGAUCAUGGUUAUAUCUGUCGGUGACCUAUUCAAACUUCUCGAUUCGCGCUCUCGCCAGCCAACGCUUGAUCCAGCCGUUGAUCCAUUGCUUGUUGCUAAGCGUCUUCCGCGUCGACCUCGAGAUCAAAUCAUUGACCGAGACAUUAGCCGUCUGACGGCGGAGGUUCCUGCGCCCACUGGUCACGUCACUAUUGUUUUCACGGAUAUCAGGAAUUCCACACCUCUAUGGGACGUUAAUCCGGGAAUGCGGUCUGCAAUAACGAUGCAUAACAAGCUCCUUCGUCGUCAUCUGCGCUUCUGUGGUGGUUAUGAAGUGAAGACUGAGGGAGAUGCGUUUGUGAUCUGUUUCCAGACGGCCGUUUCUGCACUGUGGUGGUGCCUCACAAUCCAGCUGGCAUUGCUGCAGGAGGCUUGGCCGUUGGAGAUGCUGGAGUGUGAAGACGGAAAGCCAGUGUAUGAUGACCAGGAUCGUCUCGUUGCGCGGGGACUUUCUGUUCGCAUGGGCAUGCAUUCCGGUUCUCCGAUAUGUGAAGUUGAUCCUAUCACCCAUCGAAUGGACUACUUUGGCCCCAUGGUCAAUCGUUCAGCACGGAUUGAACAGAGUGCUCAGGGCGGGCAAAUUAUGUGUAGUGCAGAGGUUCUUAAGGAGCUGGAGAUGAGCAGGGUGAUGGAUCCUGAGGCGGACGUUGAUCCCACCGAUUCGCUUUAUGAGGCUCUGGAGGGUAUUCGCCGUAUGGGGAUGGUUGUCGUCCCUGUGGGAGAAGUGAAGCUAAAAGGCCUGGAGACGCCUCUGACCCUUUCUACAAUUUACCCUUCCGAGCUGGAAGGAAGGAAGCAGCUCCAAGCGAAACCUGCCUCCUCUAACCCUUCCGGUUCUCGUGUUCAGUUCAGCAUCAGUCAAAUGCGCGACCUUGGGAUGCUCUGCCUCCGCCUUGAGGCACUAGCGACCGGCCGUAUAUUCCGUAGGGUCGAGGAGGAACCAACGCCGGAAAGGAAGCAGAGUUCAGCUUCCAUCGAAGAUGCCGAAGAUGCCCCUCCCAAGUAUCUGUAUGGUGAUCCUGAUAUGCUUCUUCCAUCCAUGAACGACAGUAUGUCGGGGUCCGACCUAAUGUUGCUGUUGGACUCCAUGGCUGGGAGGAUUGAAAAUGCAUGCCGAGCUAUCAUGGUGCCACAAGUGGAGUCGCCAUCUGAUUCCCUGAAGGCUUCCUGGCGUGCGGCUUUAGCUGCUGAGGGUGGGUUUGAUGAAGAGAUGCUAAAUAUGAUAUUGGGUGUUUUAAAUGGUAUAUAGCUGUGUUUAUUGUUAUCUCGCUUUCUCAAUGCUCUGUACAUCAAGUAGACUUUCGAUUAAUGUAGUCUAGUUGCAGUCGACAUGUUUUAUUACUGGUAUUAUUACACUCAUGUAACAUUUUACGAGGACGGUUUUUUUUUUCGAGAUACAUAGAACUUGAAGAAUCGUGACGUCGCCAUGGAUACUGUGGCGCCCUGGCUUUUCUGCUGCGGGGAGUCUAACUUGGCUACUAAAAGUUACUAAACCACAGAUGCCUUACACUAAGCUCGAGACGAUUGACUACUGAAUUGGUGGCGUUAUAAUGUACCUGACCCGGAAGCGAAUCAGGUCACGCAAUUUUCUGAAAGUAAUUUAAGCCGGGUAAAUUCCAUUUGCAGGGAAUUGCCGGUGUGCUCUGAGACAAAC